Molecule: messenger RNA, 6495 nt
Organism: Symbiodinium necroappetens
Lineage: Eukaryota; Dinophyceae; Suessiales; Symbiodiniaceae
Source: the annotation of a GenBank genome assembly
AUGUCGUAUUUCCCUGUUCUUCCUGGCGCAGUGGAUGAUUCUGCCACGCCAGCGCCAAGUCCGAAGAUGCAUGGCUUGCAUGGGCAUGAUGCAGGUGACAUCGAGGCACCCCGUGCUCCGAUUCGAAACGUGGUUUUGACCGUCGAACAGAAGGAGAAGUUGCAGCAAUGGCAGCGGAUGGCCGAGCACGGCUUCCAGAUUCAUCGUCGAGCCGAGCGGUAUUAUGAGCACGUGAACUUCUGGACGCUUUCGCUGCCCUCGGUGGUCCUCUCUGCUGUGGCGACAGUUUGGACGCUGGCGACGGAGAACAGCCAGUUCGAGAACAGCCGGGUCUACAUCGCCUCCAUCUCAGGUCUCGGCACAAUUGUCACCUCAAUCGGGACGUACUGGAGAUGGCAAGCACGCAUGGAGAAGAAUCGGUUUGCCUCCGAGCGAUACAACAGUCUGACCAACAGGCUGACGUUGCUCAAAGCCCGCUUGCAGAUGGGUGACAUCGAAUUUGCCCAUGUCUUGCAGGAAGUGGAAAGCACCAUCCAUGAGAUCCUGAAAACAUGUGGACCGCCAGACCUCUGGGUUCAGCAGCGUUUCGAGUGGGAGGAGAAGACGAGCCAGUACGAACUGCUGGACCGCCUGACGAACCUCCGCGAUGUAAGCCCUUGGGUGGUGACCAGCAAGCGAGGCAGCUCAGGGCGCGUAGUCUCCAUUGUGCAGUAUGUGGAGCCAUCGAGCAUUUUGGACCAAAAGAUUCGGGAAUUCAGCAAGAAAACUCAAGAUGUCAGCGUGGACGAGUUCAAAGACUACUUCUGGCAGCUGUUUCGAAUGGCGUCCAACACAAACAAUCUGGAGAUGUGCAAAAAUCUGCUACGAGCGGUCCCGAACGCUCUGAAGGAUGAGAAGGAUGUACAUUUCCAAUCGCUGGAGCCGUCUGGGAAAUCUCCUCUGCAUUUUUCUGUCGCAGAUCAUUUUCAUCAACUGGGCCAAUGGCUUUUCGAGACCUACCCACGCGAGAUGAAGAGUCACUGCUUGAUGCAAGACCACCAUGGCCGGAUACCGCUAGACUACAUGGAGCCGCGCAAGGCUCUCCAGCCUCACCAGGAAGGCUCAGCCUUUUAUCCAGUGCUUCUCUUCGAGACUUUCCAGGAAUGGUGCACAGAGAUGGGGCCGUACACCGAUGAUCGACACAGCUUUGAAGACAAGGAGCGAAUGAAGCGAAUCGGUGCCGAUCUGUUGAAACGCAUUCUGGAGUGGGGCAUGAGGCAUGUGGAUGUGGCUUGCACCAAACGGCACACGGUGCUCCACCUGCUUGCUGUGCAUGGUGUGGAGGAGCAAGAAGUGUUGGGCCUACAACGCGGGUCUCCUGCGGGGUCCGACACGGCACACGAAACAGGUACCCUGCUUGAAAUACUCCUUCGGCAGAAGGAGUUCGACGCCGACAUCAGGGAUGCCACAUCGGAAAGCAAGGCACCAAUGGAGCUGGCCACCGAGCAGCGACAUGCCAAGGCCACAAAGCUCUUCUUUGAAGCCAUGCUGUCUGAGAUGCACGAGAUCAAAGACGACCAUCAAAAGCAGGACCGUUUCAAGGGCCUGAAAACCAUCCUGGAAGACUCCCUGAUUCAGCUUCAUGCUCGCCGCGAUGGCCAUCCAGUGGAGCGAAGCAAAGAUGUCAAGCAGAUUUGCUGCUCAUGUGCACAGCCCGAAAGAUUACCGGGGCGCUUGAAGGUCCAGGAUGACUUACGAAACUUCGUCGAGAUGAAGUUGCAGGUCCAGGGAUAUGAAGCUACUUUGCUCCACUAUGCGUGUGGUGCCGACCCCUUGAUUGACGCAGCAAGGCUUCAACAUGACUCUGGGGCAAGUUUGGCCCGGCGGUUGCUGGAGCAGCGCGCGGCGAACUCGCAAGAUUCUCUUCGAAAAACACCUUUGAACUGGGCCGUGACAAAGCACCUUCCCAGCAUUGCUUGGGACAUCUGUGAGUUCGGCAUCGAGAACGAUGUCGCAGAUGUUCUCGAUGACAUCGAGCAUCACUUGGCCAGCCUCCCCGAGGAAUAUGCACUCUUCCGCGUGAGCAUGGACUCUGCAAAGGCGGUUCCAGCAGGUUUUGGAUCCCUAGUGCUCUGGAUCGAGUUUGAGACAGGGGCUCGGACAUACCUUGAUGGCUGCGUGUCACCGUCUCCAGAACCGGGCAAAACUGUCUUGGAGUUUAGACCUUCGAACAUGGUGGCCCCGUUCCAGUUUCAGCUGGAUUCGGACGGUGUGCAGCUGGACAAGGUCCCGGGACGUCUGAGCUUCACCUUGGAAGGUUUGCUCCUGGGUCAGAAGGACCAUGAGACGGGCUUCGUCAUCGAAGAGCAGUGGGUAACUCUCUUUCCGAACUUGCCCCUGAAGGAGUGGUGCCAGACCACAAAGACCGAACAACGCCUUCAGUUCAUGAACUAUCAUUCGAAGCGCGACGGAUUUACAAUAUGGCACCUCGCGUGCAAAUACAGAAAUCUUCGUUUGUCCAAGAUUCUCAAAGCGCACAACGCGACGUACGGCUUCUGUCUUGAGUGCGAGAAGACACCGCUGGAUUGCGCUGCUGCCACAGACUGCGAAGUCAUCAUGGAGGAUGCCGAUUCCGAGCUGGAAGACGGCUUGCUGACCGGGGCGAAGGUGGCAGGAGUUGCUGACUCGAAAAGGCAAGAGCUCGCCAAACUUCUCCUCUUCCACGAUUACGUCCGCAAGGCAUCAAGGCACCAAAUGUCACCCAAGAAGAUCGCUCGCAAGUACUUCUUGUAUUUUGGCAUUGAGCCGGCAGUCUUGGUUGCGAUGCGGGAUGUGGACGGGAAGGUGCUGCUGCACUACGCAGCAUAUUUCGGCUUGUUUAAAGACGUCGAGUGGCUCUUGGAGAAGGGAGCACAGGUGGAUGUUUAUGACCAGAUGUCCAUCCAAGACUUCCGCUUCACGAUCAUGGACCCUCCGAAGCAGGAGCUCUGGUCGCAGCUUCAGAAGGCCUACGCCCUGACCGAGAUCCCCUUCCCGGAGUUCUGCUGCCAGAAAGCCGAGCGCGAGCCUUUCAAUGCGGUCAUGGCCUCGCCCACGGAAGAUGUCUACUGGCUCAGACAGGAGGACAUCCCGGAGUUUGCCACGCUGCGGGUCUGCUUCCAGCGACCCGAGCGCUUCGACGGCUUCCGCUGGCCAGCCAAGGGGGAGGACGGGAUGCGUCACGAGGAGUCUGGCGAGCCAGGAGCUGUGGAUGUAAAGCUGUGCAAGUGGAUGAUGGAAGCUAGGGCCUGUGAAAGGCUGCGCUACAGAGCUCAGUGGCUGACUGUGAAUUUUGGGCACCAGGGUGUGUUGGUGGACGUGGACGACUUCCAGAGCGGCAAGUAUAUCUCCAUGCACGUGCACCGGACACCCUUGGACCAUGCACUCCUGGGCGCCAUGGACAAUGCCGAGACGAUGUACAACGUGCGAGACACUGCAGAUGAGAGUAUAAGUGGUAUUUCUGACAUCCGGCUGCCACCACACGCGCGUAUUUGCAAGAUCUUGAUCGAACAGGCUCUCCUGUGUGAGAAGCAGGAAGGCAGAACGCUGCUGGCAGAAACCUUCGCCAGCUUCUGCCGGCCAUGCCAUGUCGCGCGGGGAUUGUCCAAGUACAUCGUGGACAUUCUGGUCCAGGAGCCAGGGGCCUCUGCCGAGAAGACCACUUUGCUGCAUGUCGCAGCCAAGCACGGCCUGCGAGAUGUGUGCAACCAGCUGUUGAAGUAUCGCUGCACCUUCAAGGAAGUUUCCAUGCAAACUCCGCUGGAUGUCGCAAGUGACGAAGGCACCUAUCACCUCCUGAUUCUUCCAGCUUUCGUCUCGAUCUGUCAGAAGAUCCACACGCGUGCCUUGCCGAACGAGGACGAGGAGGCCAUUGCGGCCAGAGUGGAGCAGGUAGACCAGGAGGCGACUGCCUGGCUGACCAACAUGGAAUCUCGAGCCCUUUCCUUGCAGAAGAUAGUUCGUAUCUCAAAUCCGCAGCAGGGCAAGUACACAAUAGUGGACUAUGCUGCUAUGUACGGAAUGAAGCGGGUCCUGGCCCAUGUCAUUGAUGGACUAGCAGACAUCGAGGAUGAGACCAAAAUCACUUGCCCGGCUGAGAUUAUCGGGAUCGAAAUGCCCAGAUAUGGUGAGAGAAAUCAAGUCAUCUACGACUUGCGGAGCUUGUUCACGGCAGCGGAUGAUCGUUGGACUUCCCUCAACCUGAAGCAAAAGUUGAAGGACAUGAAGGAGGCUUUCAAAGGAAAGACACGAGAGGAGUUGGUGGAAGCUUUGAAGAGGGAGCUCCACGAGCACAUCCACUAUGUCGCCUCCCUGGACACCGAAGAGGCUAUUGAGUUUUUCGAUGUGGCGCUGGAAGCGAAAGCAGAGUGGCGCAAAAAGAAAGACGCCACCACCGGCGACACAGCACUGCACAUGGCUGCCCGCUCGGACAACAUCGACAUCGUCAAACUGCUGUGUGAGAAGUACAAGGUGAACAAGGAAGACAAGAAUAUGAACCAGGAGCGGCCCAUACACAGUGCUGCCAGGAACCACAGCUACAAGACGAUGAAGUACCUUUUGGAGGGAGGCGUGCAGCCAUUGCCACCAAACUUCAAGAAGGAGCACCCCAUGCACUUGCUGGCCAAGACUCUUUCGCUCAGGUCUCCUGGUCAGAGAGCACCUGAUCCAGAGGAGUUUCAGGAAGUGAUGAGCAUCCUGAUGGCCAAGGUGGCCGAGUCAAACAGCUGGAUGAAUUUGACAAAGAGAGACGCAGAUGGCAAGUCCGCCCUGGAGUAUCUGGUCAGCUCGUGUGGCCACACGUAUGCCGGCCCCGUGGUGGAGAAGCUCGUGCAUGUGCUCCCAGCGGCUGUCCUUGAGAGCAGCUGCUUCUUCGCGGCUCUGGACAACCCAACAGGACCUUCCCGAUUCCUCAAGGCUCUGCUGAAAAACACCGCGGACAGGAAGAUCCUGACGAAGCUGCUGGACCAAGACCAGGACGAGAAUGGGCUCAACGUGGUGCAGAUUUGUGCCCUGAAGGGCGAUGUGGAUUCCUUGAGGGAGAUUCUGAAUGCACUGGCAGCUCCAGAUCUCCUGCGUCAAGCGCUGAUCCCAGAAGAAAUCGAAGAGACGAAGCUGAAUGCCAGCAUGUGCGAUCAGACUCCGCCGCUCAUCCUGGCACUUCGUCACGGGAAAGAAGAUGUGGCAAAACGUCUUGCCUCCAGAAUGUUGGGCUUGGACGAGAACCAUCGAGCCCGUGUGAAAUGGGAAGAUGAAUGCCACAACAGCCAGCUCAAGCAGGAUCUGAUCAGCAUCUUCAACCAGGCCGGGCAAACCUUCUUCCAGUUGAUCCGGUCCGGAGAGGUGGGAGCUGUUCGCAACCUGCUCAUCGCUCAGCCCGCGCUGGUGGAAAGUGCUGAUGCUGCUGGCAACACUGCCCUUCACGUCGCGGUGCAGAAGUCCUUCAAACACCAGAAAGAGAUAGUUCAGCUUCUGCUCAGUCACGGUGCAGUGCUAAGCGAGGGUGGGCAGAACCAAGAGACACCGUUGCACCUUCUGUGCCGACGUUCUGCUGCACAGAUGUACCAAAGCGGCAUGGACUGGCCACCGGAAAGGAAAUGGGAGGAAUGCAAAGGUUGGUCGCCUGCGAAGGAUAUGCUGCAAGAUUCGGAGGAUGGUGCCAAAGAUGAGCUCUUCACCCUGACCAAGAUUACCGAGCUCAUCUUACGUGAGGUGGUCUCUCGUUGUGGGGAGGACAACGCCCGGGCCGUGACGGAUAUCCUCUCUAUCCAAGCUAGAGAAGGAAACAAGACACCGUUUGACCUGGUGUCAACCUGCUUGGACGCAGCCGCAUUUCUCUCUGACCACCCUCUGCGCAAGUACUUGAAGCAGGCAUGGCUGAAACCUUUGCUGGCGUUGACAGAAACCAUCUCGCUUCCCGGCACGCGGAAGUUGUCGCUUCUGGGCUUGGCAGUCCUCCUGCGUGCCAACGAGGCCACGAUCCGCUUGCAACAUGAUGAUCCAUUGGAGGGUCCAGCAGAUGAGACACCUUUUACAUAUGCACUGAUGCUGCAGCAAUUUGAUUUGGUCCGCAAGAUGCUAAACAGGAUCGAGGAGCAGAGGCUCCAUGAUCGAUUGGAGGAGGUCAUGAUGCAGCCGCAUACAGAAGGACUUCUCUUCACACCGCAGGCCAACAGCGAGCAGAUCCCGUCUCAAAUCUUCGAAGUCCUGCCCUCUCAAAAUGUGGUUCGGCUGCUGACGCGGAGUCCCGGCAUUUUGACCAGGUGCCUGCAGACGGGGAACGACACCCUCCUGGAGAACAUGCGCAGCAAGAUAUGCAGUUUACAAGACCGUGAUGGUGCGGCGCUUACUCUGCACAGUGCCAUCGAGACGGCUGUGAAGGAAGUCGGAGAGGAGACGAGCCAGCAGCUGCUGCAGCUGCGGGAUGCCACCGGCAUGCGAGACUUAGCAGAGCUGUCUCUCGGGCUGGUGCGGAUGUGA